Carica papaya (papaya) is the source of this 1270-nucleotide messenger RNA. RefSeq names its product embryo defective 1273. The record is from RefSeq and is a predicted model, not a curated record. NCBI's taxonomy places the organism in Eukaryota, Viridiplantae, Streptophyta, Magnoliopsida, Brassicales, Caricaceae.
UGGUUAUCUUACGGAGAUAGUACCUGAUCCUACCUCCUCCGCCGACCGUUUCUUAAACCCUCCGACCGAAACGUUUCUCCUUCUAAAUUGGGAGAUUCCGUCGUUCGACUUUCAAUCUUAUUAUCCUUGCUCGGCUCGGACCGUGGAGUUCUGGUAGGCUAACGCCAUCGUGUUUCCUAACCAAGUUUUUUUUUUUUUUUUUUUUCAUAACUCACCACAGUUUUAAAAAAUGGCGACUCUGUAUCCCUCUCGCUUCUUAUCUGUUUUUACUGAUCCUCAAAGCUCCUCCAAGAUGGCGUUCGGGUUCAAUUCUCUUUUUCUACGAGGGCCCAGGGGGCCUUCUCAGCAUCUUAGAGAAAGUAGUUGCAUGUUAACACCGAAUGGAGCUUCUCGUUCAAGGUGUCAUAUUUCUUGUGCAAUAAACAUGGGAGCAGGGCACUCUGGUGAUCCCAAGAAAAUUGAUUUAGACCAUCUAAUGGACAAAGCGAGAAACUUGUGGGACAGUUCUCCCCAGCCAGUCAAGAGCUUCCCCUGGAACAGAGCAUUGGAGAACUUCAUCCAACUCAUUCUUGAUCUUGUCUUGUCAGUUAUUAAGUACAUAUCUGUCCCUUUACUGGCAGUUUCCUCUAUUAGUGAGAUGUCUUAUUGUGCACAUGAGAGGAAGCUAUUUUUCAUCCCCUUUCCACUAAUCAUUGGCAUGGCUGUUGCUGGUGUCUUAAAAGAAGCUGCCUUGGAGCUCUCUCCACUUCUCAAGGAUGCAGAAGUUCCGUGGCAUUUGAUUGCCAUUGCGGUAUUCUUCACAUUACUCAAGUUGCCUGGCCCUUAUUACCCAUACUGGGGACGUAUAUUCAUACCACUCUUUGCGAAUGGAGCAUUACUGAGGUGUCUAUGGUUUGCAGUUUUAUGGUAUAGAAAGCCUAAAAGAGGCGUUGCAGCCAUAAAUCAGUAAAUACAGCCAUUCAGAACCAAAUGCAAAACUUCAUCAGAUCAUCAUAGGCUUCACGUACUUGCAUCUUCGACUGAAAAAGGUUAAGAUGAGUGGGUAGGUCAAGACUUUUUUGAAGAAUCACCUAAAAGGGGCUUAAGCAGAGGCUAAAUGACUUUUCCGGUUGGAGCACCUUGGUAAUACAUGUAGACAACCGGGUCUCCUCACUGCUUUUAGAACAAGAAGAGGAACUUGUGGAGAAAUCUUUUUUUAUAGUUUCUUUAUAUGUAAUCAGCAUUUAACGUUGUCUUGUUCAGAAUGCAAUUUUUUACUUUGCGAGUCCUA